Messenger RNA from Nicotiana attenuata, 729 nucleotides. Its product is annotated as E3 ubiquitin ligase BIG BROTHER-like. The record is from RefSeq and is a predicted model, not a curated record. Gene Ontology annotation, molecular function: ubiquitin protein ligase activity. NCBI's taxonomy places the organism in Eukaryota, Viridiplantae, Streptophyta, Magnoliopsida, Solanales, Solanaceae. Gene Ontology annotation, cellular component: nucleus. The transcript has 2 exons. The coding region runs from base 1 to 729 and encodes 242 amino acids.
AUGGCAGGAAUUGCCAAAGUUUGGACCAAUCAGAAGGUUCAAUUUCAUUGCAAUUUGCAAUUGCCUCCGCCCAAAGUUUGUUUUGGUUUCACUGACUUGUUGCAACUUGCAAUGCAACUUAAAGCUUUUUUGUUUCUGCCGUUAUUGAACAAUGUGAAUUAUAAGUAUGUGCCACUUAUUCUUGAUCAUGAUAUCAAUAAUAGUGAUGGAAUUGAUGAACUAGUGGAUCAUGACAUGUUUCAAUAUUUGGAACCACCAACUUAUUACUAUGCUCGUGCUAUGAAUAUAGAUGAUGGUGAGGAACGAGCAUAUUGUUUCAUAUGUUGUCUUGAAAUUCAGAAUGAAGAUAUAUUAAUAGUGACACUUCCAUAUGAAGAUGCGUUUCAUGUAGAUUGCGUCAAGGAUCAGCUGAGAAGGAGGAAUGCUGUAGUUUUGCUCGCACACGAAGAAAUAGUAGAAGAAGAAGAGGAGGAGGAAGAAGAAGACGAGUUCGAGGAUGAAGAAAUUGUAGAAGAAAAAGAAGAAGAGGAGAAAUUCGAGGUUGAAAUAAGUACUUAUAAUGCUCUUAAAUUGGAUAUAGAAAAAGAAGCAUGUGUCAUUUGUUUACUUGAUUAUAAAGAAGAAGAUAUCAUUGGCACACUUAAAUGUGGCCAUGAAUUUCAUGCAGGCUGCGUCAAGAAGUGGCUGUUGCAGAAGAAUGCAUGUCCGUUUUGUAGGGCUUCAGUUUAA